AUGCCUGAGCCCGUCGGUGACAUUGGCCUCAUCGGGUUGGCCGUUAUGGGCCAAAACCUCAUCCUCAACAUGAACGACAAGGGCUUCACCGUCGUCGCCUACAACCGUACCACUAGCAAGGUCGACCACUUCCUUGCAAACGAGGCAAAGGGCACCAAGGUCCAGGGCGCAUGGUCCAUCGAGGAGCUAGUUGCCAAGCUCAAACGUCCCCGCAAAAUCAUCCUCCUCGUCAAGGCUGGCUCCGCCGUUGACGCCUUCAUCGACCAGCUUAUCCCUCACCUCGAGCCCGGCGACAUCAUCAUCGAUGGCGGUAACUCCCACUACCCCGACUCCAUCCGCCGCACAAAGGAACUCGAGGCCAAGGGUUUCCUCUUCGUCGGCUCCGGUGUAUCCGGUGGUGAGGAAGGUGCCCGCUACGGUCCUUCACUCAUGCCCGGUGGUUCUCCCGCGGCUUGGCCUCACAUCAAGGAGAUCUUCCAGGCCACUGCCGCUCAGGUCAACGGCGAACCCUGCUGUGACUGGGUCGGUGAGACCGGUGCCGGUCACUACGUGAAGAUGGUCCACAACGGUAUCGAGUAUGGCGACAUGCAGCUGAUUGCUGAGGCGUACGACAUCCUCAAGCGCGGGCUUGGUCUCCAUGAGGACGAGAUCGCGGACAUCUUCAACACCUGGAACAAGGGCGUCCUCGAUUCCUUCCUCAUCGAGAUCACCGCCAACAUCCUCAAGUUCAAGGAUGACGACGGCGAGCCCCUCGUCACCAAGAUCCUUGACCAGGCUGGCCAGAAGGGUACCGGAAAGUGGACCGCCAUUGCUGCGCUCGAUGCUGGCAUGCCCGUGACCCUCAUCGGCGAGGCCGUCUUCGCCCGUUGCUUGUCCGGUCUCAAGCAGGAGCGUGUCCGCGCUAACAAGGUCAUCGCUGGUCCCCAGAAGGAGCCGUUCAAGGGUGACAAGAAGCAAUUCAUCGACGACCUCGAGCAGGCCCUCUAUGCGUCCAAGAUCAUCUCCUACACCCAGGGCUUCAUGCUCAUGCGUGAGACAGCGAAGGAGCUCAACUGGAACCUCAACUACGCCGGCAUUGCACAAAUGUGGCGUGGUGGUUGCAUCAUCAAGUCUGUCUUCCUUGGCGAUAUCACCGCUGCGUACCAGAAGAAGGGUGAUCUCGAGUCGCUCCUCUUCGACGACUUCUUCAACAAGGCCGUCCACAAGGCGCAGCCCGGCUGGCGUCGCAUCAUCGCGCAGGCCGUCCUCUGGGGUAUCCCGACACCGGCGUUCUCUACUGCGCUGGCGUUCUUCGACGGCUACCGCAGCGAGGUCGUCCCCGCCAACAUUCUCCAGGCGCAGCGUGACUACUUCGGCGCGCACACGUUCCGUGUGCUCCCUGGCAAGGAGAACGCCAAGCUCAAGGCCGGCGAGGACAUCCACAUCAACUGGACCGGGCGUGGCGGCUCCGUCUCCGCGUCCUCGUACUCGGCGUAA
Molecule: messenger RNA, 1476 nt
Organism: Dichomitus squalens LYAD-421 SS1
Lineage: Eukaryota; Fungi; Basidiomycota; Agaricomycetes; Polyporales; Polyporaceae
Product: 6-phosphogluconate dehydrogenase
Exons: 9
Coding region: 1-1476 (491 amino acids)
Biological process (GO): pentose-phosphate shunt; pentose-phosphate shunt, oxidative branch
Cellular component (GO): cytosol
Molecular function (GO): NADP binding; phosphogluconate dehydrogenase (decarboxylating) activity
Source: RefSeq, a predicted model, not a curated record